AUGGGGAGAAGCGCAUGGAGCUGCGGUGCCGUGAUCCUGUUGGCCGUCGUCUGCUCGUGUCGUGCCGCCACUCUGGAGUCUGUCCAUUGGAGCAGCUCCAAUGCAAAAUUUGCUCCAGGUCGGGGUCUGGUCCUGUAUCCUCAGAUAGGAGACAAGAUGGACAUUGUGUGUCCUCGCGCUGACGCCUCCUCCGGGGGAAAGGAGGAGUUCUACAGAGUCUACCUGGUCUCCAGAAGUCAGAUGGCGAGCUGCACCAUUGACAAGACGGACACGCCCCUGCUGAACUGUGACAAGCCUCACCGGGAUGUAAAGUUCACAUUCAAGUUUCAAGAGUUCAGCCCCAACCUCUGGGGUUUGGAGUUCCUCAAGGGGAGGGACUAUUACAUCACCUCCACCUCGACAGGCUCUCUGCAAGGCCUGGAUAAUAACAAUGGAGGGGUGUGCAGGAUCAAAUCCAUGAAGCUGGUGCUGAGAGUCGGCCAGAACUCUUCAGAUCCACCUUCAACACUUCAGGAGUCCCCCACCAGAUUCCCUCCCACACGACCGAAGUCCAAGGCCAAGGACGCCUCCACGAGAGAAAAGGAUAUAAAAAGUAAAGCCGACCCUGGCGGCGGGGACUCUGAACCAGGACUGUUGGUGUGGGUCAUCUCCGGGUGUGUGAUCCUCCUUCUGGUCAUCGUGGUGGUGCUGGUCGUGCUGUGGAGGUACCAUCGGCGCUGCUGCGUCCCAGAUAGACAGCAGUCUGCCUCUAUGUCCCUCAACACUUUGGCUGUUCCGAAGCGCGACAGCAUCAGCAGCGACAACAACGGCUCAGACCGCAGCGAUGUCGUCUUUCCUCUGCGGCCUUCUGACAGCAUGAUCUGCCGUCACUAUGAGCGCGUGAGCAGUGACUAUGGGCCUCCUGUGUACAUAGUUCAGGAGAUAAUGCCCCAGAGUCCCACCAACAUCUACUACAAAGUCUAA
This is a messenger RNA of Stegastes partitus (bicolor damselfish), 963 nucleotides long. Its product is annotated as ephrin-B2a-like. Gene Ontology annotation, cellular component: plasma membrane. Lineage: Eukaryota; Metazoa; Chordata; Actinopteri; Pomacentridae. Bases 1 to 963 code for a protein of 320 amino acids. Gene Ontology annotation, biological process: axon guidance; blood vessel morphogenesis; ephrin receptor signaling pathway. Gene Ontology annotation, molecular function: ephrin receptor binding. The record is from RefSeq and is a predicted model, not a curated record. The transcript has 5 exons.